Messenger RNA from Medicago truncatula (barrel medic), 1152 nucleotides. Its product is annotated as probable glycosyltransferase At5g03795. Bases 1 to 1152 code for a protein of 383 amino acids. The record is from RefSeq and is a predicted model, not a curated record. Gene Ontology annotation, molecular function: glycosyltransferase activity. The transcript is spliced from 4 exons. Lineage: Eukaryota; Viridiplantae; Streptophyta; Magnoliopsida; Fabales; Fabaceae.
AUGGGUCAACAAGUGUUCUCCUUAUUUCACCUAGAAAGAAAUAAAUUGUUAUCCAUUAUUGGUAUUACCUUUGCACUUAUUUUAGCAUUCCAAUAUUUUGAGCUACCUUAUGGUAACAUUCUAGUACCUACAUCAAAUCUUCGCAGCAGCAGCAGCAGCAGUAGUAGUAGUAGUAUACUUCAACCUGCAUAUUCACCAUCUGCCUCUGAAAUAUAUAACAAUAUUACCCUUUUGAAUCAAACAAAUUCAGAACACCCUCUUGACAAAGUUAAUGAAACUCGGUUGUAUGAGGAAAAUGACACUAUUUCAAGAACUGUUAUAGGUAUGAAUUUGUCAAGAGAAGUCAACAAUUCAUAUCAUAAUCUUCAUCCCCUUUCUCCUGCAAUUGCGCCAACAUAUUUAACUCCACCACCUGCUGCAAGUCCUCUAACAAAAGUGUUAUCAAAUGAUUCUGAAAUUACCGAUUCCAUGAAUGAUGAGAGGUUCAAGCCAUUAAAAGAUGAUGUCAAUGUAAUGAACCAUAAUUCUUCUAUCGUAACUGUGCCUAAGGUGACUACAAGUUCUCUUAUAAAAGUUCCGGAGGUAACAUCAAUAUCAGAUAUGGAUAAGUUAUUGCUUCAAAGCCAUGCUUCGUAUCGAUCCAUGAGGCCAAGGUGGUCUUCAGCUGUUGAUCAAGAGCUACUGCUGGCCAGAUCAGAGAUUGAAAAUGUUCCAGUUGUAACUGAUGUUGGAAAUCUUUAUGCUCCUCUUUUUCACAAUGUUUCCAUGUUUAAGAGGAGCUAUGAAUUGAUGGAAAAGACUCUCAAAGUGUAUGUAUACAGAGAAGGGUCAAAGCCAAUAAUGCAUUCACCAUAUCUUUUGGGCAUAUAUGCUUCCGAGGGAUGGUUCAUGAGGUUGAUGGAAGCUAAUAAAGCAUUUGUCACGAAAGAUGCAAAGAAGGCCCACCUGUUUUACUUACCUUUUAGUUCUCGAAGGCUCGAGGAAGCAUUAUAUGAUUCAAAUUCACAUAGUCAUAGGAACCUAAUGCAGUAUCUGAAUAACUAUGUAGACACAAUUGCCAGGAAACAUUCUUUCUGGAAUAGAACAGGAGGUGCUGAUCAUUUUCUUGUUGCUUGCCAUGAUUGGAAACAUGCAUUGUUAAACUCUGAGUGA